UUGGUUUAUUAUUCAUCAUGUGUUUAUGGUCAACAAUUUUCAUUGUAAUAGUGGAUGUUCAUCAAUUGAAUUCAUCAGAUUUUGGCCGUAUUGUUGAUCAUCCACAUCGUGAUGGAUCAAAGUCCAAACAAAUUGUCAUGAAUAAUGGCCAUUGUUUACCAUUGGUUGCAUUUGGUACAUGGCAAUUGGGCAAUAAUAGUGUUGUGAAACGAGCCAUAAAAUCGGCUAUAACCAAUGGUUAUAGAUUGAUUGAUACAGCAGAUAUUUAUGGUAAUGAACAAAUGAUUGGUGAUAUUCUACAAGAAUUAUUCAAAGAAGGAAUCAUAAAUCGUGAUGAUUUAUUCAUAACAACAAAAGUUUGGUGUAAUCAUUUUUCCAAAUCAAGUGUCAUCAAAAGUAUACAACAAUCGAUGCAAAAAUUAAAAGUUUCCUAUAUAGAUCUAGUGUUGUUACAUUAUCCAACUGGUUUCAAAGAAAAUGAUGAUCAAGAUAAAUAUCCAAAAUUUAAAAAUGGUUCCAUUAUACCACGAACAUGGAAAAAAGAUUCAUAUUUAGAAACAUGGGAAUCAAUGGAACAAGCCAUACGUAAUAAUUAUACACAUUCAAUUGGUGUAUCAAAUUUUAAUCGUAGACAAAUAAAAACAUUACUUUCAAAAGCAACAAUAAAACCGGUUAUUAAUCAGGUUGAAAGUCAUCCAAAUUUGAAACAAAAAUUAUUAUUAAAAUAUUUGCUUGAAAAUCAGAUUAUAAUGCAAGCAUAUGCACCAAUAAGACGUGCAGAUAAAGAAUUAUUAAAUGAUCCACGAUUGAUCGCAAUUGGUGAAAAUCAUAAUAAAACUAGUGCACAUAUUGCAUUACGUUGGCAAUUACAACGUUCAGUACCGAUUGUUGUGAAAAGUUCAAAUCCAAAACGAAUAAAAUCCAAUAUACAAUUAUUUGAUUUUCAAUUAACCAAUGAUGAAAUGAAACAAAUUGAUAUGAUUGAUGAAAAACAACGUAUAUAUGAUAUAAAUGGACUAACUAAUCAUCCAGAUUAUCCAUUCAAUGAAGAAUAAAAUGAAAUGAAAAUUGAAAAAAAAAAUCCACAAGAAUAAAUGUUUGUCUUGUAUACAUAAUUUUUCAAUUAUAUUGGACAAAUAUUUGCUUAAAAAAAAACAGCAGCAACAGCAAAAAUCAUUGAAUCAAAUUGACCUUAACUUAUUUUAUUCGAUUUGGUCAGUUUUUUUGUAAUUUUUAUUCUGGUAACCACGCACACCAACACAAUGACCAUCAUUUUUUUUGUUUUGUUUUGUUUCCAAACAUAAUUCCAUAAAUGUCCAUUUGUCAUUUAAAUACUAAUGAUAAUAAUAAUAAAAAAAUUUCUGGCCAAUUAUAA
This is a messenger RNA of Dermatophagoides farinae (American house dust mite), 1375 nucleotides long. Its product is annotated as aldo-keto reductase family 1 member B1. The record is from RefSeq and is a predicted model, not a curated record. NCBI's taxonomy places the organism in Eukaryota, Metazoa, Arthropoda, Arachnida, Sarcoptiformes, Pyroglyphidae.